AUGCUGGACCACUUCACCAUCUUCACAAAGAAUGGCUUCGUUCUUUGGUCCAAGACAUUCAGUCCAGCUCUCAAUAGCGCAGAUGCAGCUACCAACCCAGUCAACUCACUCAUCAAGCAGGCAUUCCUCGAGCAGCGUACAGCUGACCAGAAGUUUGACAAAGAUGGGUACACACUUCGAUGGACGUUUGCCAACGAGCUCGACUUGACCUUCGUCGUCGUAUACCAACGCAUCUUGCAGCUUUCCUACAUUUACGAGCUUCUCGACACUGUCCGCUCUCUCUUCACCGACCUCUUCGCUCCCUUUGUUCGAACACUUGCUCUUUCCUCCAAGAGCGCGCUCGCAUCCGGAACCUCCAAGGCUGCCACAUUGUCUGAAAGCGCGCGGCUCGAGUUCAGCGCUGCACUCAAGGAAUGGGGCGACAUCUUCACCAAAACCUUGCGAAACCUUGAGAAGGCGGCAGCGCAGUCCAAGCGUAAAGGACUUCUCGGCGAAAAGAAGGGCGUCACCAACCAGGCACAGGCUGCGGCGGGCUCCGACAAGGAAAGUGGUCAGAACACCCCCAACUCGAUCAAAGAUGUCAAAGAAUCUGCAGACAUUGCAAAUAGUGUUGAAGCUCUCAAGAGCCGUCUCAAGCUCGAAGCCAGUCCAGCAGGCAGACGAGCUGUGCAUGGAAAGAAGAGCACCCCAGGUCUCUCUGCUUCAAACGGUGGCAGCGUUCCGGGAACACCAGGCCAUGCAAGCGGCACAGAAUCACCAGGUGGAAAGAAGGGCAAGGCCACGAAGGAAAUGCGCAAGUGGGACGGUAGCCGCAGUGUUAGCACACAACAAGUCGCAGCACUCGACUUUAGCGGAGCCACAGAGAAGGAUGCAGAGGCUGGUGCUGAUCUUGACAGUUGGAUUGACGAGAAGAGCAUGGGCAAAAAGCGAUCUGAUGGUGUCUACGAGAUCGCCGACGUUCUGGAAGAGGACGAAGACGACGAUGAAGAAGAGGAGGACGACGAGGAGGAGGAUGACACUAAAGACGGAGAUACUGCAGCUUCCGGAAAGUCGGCUGGUUUCCUUUCACGCAUCGGAUCUGCCUCCUCAUCUGGUGCUUCGUUCUUUUCCCGACUCACAGGAGCCAAGACACUCACCAAGGAAGACCUCGCGCCUGCGCUGUCCGCUAUGGCCUCCCAUCUUCAAAGCAAAAACGUUGCUGUUGACGUUGCACAACGUCUGUGCGACAGUGUUGAACGCAACUUGGUAGGCAAGAAUCUCGGCAGCUUCGGCUCCGUCAAGGCAGAAGUCAAGAAAGCCCUGGAAGAGGCUAUCACCCGCAUCCUUACUCCCAAGUCUAGCACCGACAUCCUCUUGGAGAUUGCCACCAAGCGUCAGCGUUCCGCUGCUGCCUCAUCCCUCGCGCUUGCCACCAAUGCAAAGGACAAGGAGCUGGCCAGCAAGCCCGAUCCUUAUUCGAUCAGCUUCGUUGGAGUCAAUGGCGUCGGUAAAUCCACCAACCUCGCCAAGGUCUGCUUCUGGCUGCUUCAAAACCGUUUGCGCGUUCUCAUCGCCGCUUGCGACACCUUUCGUGCCGGUGCCGUCGAACAGCUCCGCGUUCACGUUCGCAAUCUUGGCCAGCUGCGCGUAGACGGCGUUGCCCUGGAUGAACAAAAGGGCCGAGUCGAGCUGUACGAGCGUGGGUACGGCAAGGAUGCUGCCGGUAUCGCCAAAGAUGCUCUCACAUAUGCUAAGGCAGAAGGUUACGAUGUCGUGCUCAUCGACACCGCCGGUCGCAUGCAGGACAACGAGCCACUCAUGCGUGCCCUCGCCAAGCUUGUUUCGGUCAACCGACCAGACAAGAUCAUCUUUGUGGGCGAAGCGUUGGUGGGAAACGAGGCCGUUGACCAGAUCACAAAGUUCGACCGAGCUAUGAAAGAUUUCAGUGGUGUCAGCAACCCACGUGGGCUCGACGGCAGUCUGCUGACCAAGUGGGACACCGUUGACGACAAGGUUGGAACGGCUCUCACGACUACCUCGGCUACCGGACUGCCAAUCUACUUCCUAGGUACCGGUCAGACGUACACUGAUCUCCGACAGCUUCGUGUUCAUCAUGUUGUCAAUGCACUGCUCAAGAAUUGA
Molecule: messenger RNA, 2121 nt
Organism: Ustilago hordei
Lineage: Eukaryota; Fungi; Basidiomycota; Ustilaginomycetes; Ustilaginales; Ustilaginaceae
Product: related to SRP101 - signal recognition particle receptor, alpha chain
Exons: 2
Coding region: 1-2121 (706 amino acids)
Biological process (GO): SRP-dependent cotranslational protein targeting to membrane
Cellular component (GO): signal recognition particle receptor complex; endoplasmic reticulum membrane
Molecular function (GO): ATP hydrolysis activity; signal recognition particle binding; GTPase activity
Source: RefSeq, a predicted model, not a curated record